AUGACGGAACUACAAGGAGAUGAUUGGGACCUACCUUGCUCAGACGACGAGCUCUUCAAAGCGGGAACAACAAUCGGCAAAAACUGGGUCCUUGAGGCCUCGGAGCUAGAAGAACUAUACAAUAAAAUAGAUAAAAACGGCACUUUGGCUCUAGAAUGGAAAUGCCCUGGUAGACGAGCGCCUUCGCCCGUUAAUGUUAAGAAAGAAGCUAAAAUCGAAGUACCGCAGUCACCAGUGAAGGAAGAGAAGUCAGAUUUUGACUUUAUGGAUGAGGUUAGUUCAUUAAGACUGCGGGUGAGACGGGAGGGGGAGGAUACUUUACGGGGUUCAGCUAAGAAGAAGACUACAUCAUUUGAUGGUAUUCUUUCAAACAUGAUCAGGCACAAACGCAUAGAGCAGAUGGAGAAGCAGGCGAACACUCCUACUACGUCGGCUCCAAGCACUUCCUGA
Messenger RNA from Cydia splendana, 450 nucleotides. It is a transcript of the gene Pa1, whose product is annotated as PAXIP1-associated glutamate-rich protein 1. The coding region runs from base 1 to 450 and encodes 149 amino acids. The transcript has a single exon. Lineage: Eukaryota; Metazoa; Arthropoda; Insecta; Lepidoptera; Tortricidae. Gene Ontology annotation, molecular function: nuclear estrogen receptor binding. Gene Ontology annotation, biological process: positive regulation of cell cycle G1/S phase transition; positive regulation of intracellular estrogen receptor signaling pathway. The record is from RefSeq and is a predicted model, not a curated record. Gene Ontology annotation, cellular component: MLL3/4 complex.